Molecule: messenger RNA, 3133 nt
Organism: Drosophila grimshawi
Lineage: Eukaryota; Metazoa; Arthropoda; Insecta; Diptera; Drosophilidae
Gene: smog
Product: probable G-protein coupled receptor 158
Exons: 14
Coding region: 376-3099 (907 amino acids)
Biological process (GO): G protein-coupled receptor signaling pathway
Cellular component (GO): membrane
Molecular function (GO): G protein-coupled receptor activity
Source: RefSeq, a predicted model, not a curated record
ACAACUACCACAACAACAAAAACAACAGCAACAGCAACAACAGCGCCUAUCACCGACUAAUACAAACGGCAAUUUCGUAUUAAUUUUAUUUGCGCAUACAUUUUGCCGCGUGCUCAUAAAAAUUUACAUAGAAACCAACACCAAAACAAGCAGCAGCAAGAACAACUGCUGAAUGGCAACAAGGAGUACAAGAAGAGGGUCCUGGUUAACUGCUGACCCAGCCAGCCUACGACUUUAGAUGUGCGAGUUGAAAAACAAAUUGAAGCCACGCCUACAACGACAACAAACACAAAGUGCUGCAACUGGAGGAAGUUGGCGAGGAGGAGGAGCAACCGCAACAAAUUUUUAUACAACAACCCGAACAACUUUAGUGAUAUGGAACUGUGCAUAGCAACAAAGUCAAAAGCUCAAAGUUCAAUGCAUGUUAAAAGCAACUAUCAAAAUAUAAUAAAUAAUAUUAAUAUUCACAAAAGAUGCCACCAAAAUCAAAUGAAUACUCAACAAAUCAGCCACAAAUGCCACAUGAAACACAGAGAUCGAGACCACCUGAAAAAGCAACAACAAAACCAACGAGCAACACAACAACAAAAUAGCAAUAAACAAAAUCGAAGCAAAAACAAUUGUUAUCCACAAUGCCACAGACUUCAUUUGCGUCUGCUGCUGCUGCUGCUAAUGCUGCCACUCGCCCAGCAUACCACGACUGCAUCACCUGGCGGCAGCAGCAGACGUGAUGCUCUACUCGCCUUCUACAAGCGUGCCCAGCUGCGCGAGAUGCUGCCACUUGGAGUCCAGGAGUUUCAGUUGCGCGAAUCCGCAGGAAUCGAUUUUGAUGAACUGACGCCCACUGGCAGCAUGGUCUCAGCCCUUAGUAAUGCGGAGCGUUUGCGUAAGCGUAGCGCCUCAACAACAUCAAAACCAACAACAACAACAACAAUAGCACCACCACCAACAAUAAAACAAACAACAACACCACCCACAACAACAGCAGCAACGUCAACAAUCACUGCUACGGGCAGCAAAAAGUCGGAAAAAUGUGAACCCAAAGUCCUGGAAUCGCUGCCCGAUGAACCGUAUUAUGACUUCACCGAUAUCGCCGAGGAAGCCGCACGCCAAUUUACGGAAUACCUGUCGAAUAAGUUUCCAAAUGCGGACGCAAAUGUUGCCAUCGAUAAACAGACGAGGGAGGAGGUGAGCCGGCGAGCCAAUGUUAUCGCCAGCUAUGCCCUCAACGAGGAUGACAAUCUCCUUGCCUUUGCCAUUGCGGCGCCCAGCAUACAGGCAGUUGUUGUCAAAUUCAGGGACAAUGUGACGAUACCACCGAAUCAGGUGCAUAACAAGGAUUACUUGGGCUCCUAUUGGCGGGAAUUGGGGGCCGCCUGGAACAGCAGUGAUGGCACCCAGGAGUGGGGAGCGCCCUUUCGUGACUGCAACCUGUUGACGGGGCGCUGGCUGUGGCCAUUUCGCAUAUCAUUCACCAACCACCGAAUCAAAAUUGUUGCUGCUGCAUUUGUGGCAGCCGACGAGGAUAUGUGCAACGAUGGUCUGGAAGAGGUCUUUGGUCGACGUCACGGUUGUGAUCGCAACACCACAUUCUGCCUGCUGACUGAGAAUAAGCCGGCGGCGACUCGUGAUCUUUACACGUGCCUCUGUCGCGAAUCCUAUUAUCUGCCCAAUGCCACAUUGCAGGGAUUUCGCGGUGAUCUCGUCGAGCUGUCGGAGGGCUUCGACAACUACUCGUGUGUGCCCUGUCCGGGCGGAUGUAGCAACUGCGACUUGCAUGGCGCUUGUCUCACCUUUCAGGUGGAUGAUGCACUCAACGUUGAUGCCUGCCUGCGCAUCCUGGUUGCCAUUGUCCUGGGCGCAUGCAUUCUGUGCUGUGUGGUCCUCAGCGUUAUUGUGUUUAGGCAACGUAAAUGCAAGGCCAUCGCCUCGGGCAUGUGGACCGUGCUGGAGACCAUAUUGCUCGGCAUUGUUUUACUUUAUGCAUCGGUUGCCGUCCAUUUCUUUCCCGCCUCCACGGAGCGCUGCCUGCUGGAGCCUUGGCUGCGUGAGAUCGGCUUCAUUACGUGCUAUGGCGCCAUUAUAUUGAAACUAUAUCGCCAUCUGGUUGACUUUCGAACACGCAAGGCUCAUCGCUGGGUGCUGCGCGACGUGGAUCUGCUCAAGUAUCUGGGCACCAUGGUCUUUGCCGUCAUCUGUUACAUGUCCGCAUUUACCGCAUCCUCACUGGAUCUGCUGGAGAGCGCGCAAAUGGAGAGUCUACGGGAGGCCAGCACAAACACUUGCCGUCCCCUCAAAUGGGAGCUGGUGACGCAGACCAGCGAGAUAUUCAUUCUCUGCUUUGGCCUCCACUUGGCCAUUGCCAGUCGCAAUGCCAACACACAGUUUCGGGAGCGUCAAUUUCUGGUUACAGCGUUGACGCUAGAAUUUCUCGUAUCGUCCAGUUUCUAUUUUCUGCGCUUUGUUUAUUUGCCGGAAAUGAGUCCCAGCGCCAUUUUGUUGGCGCUCUUUGUGCGCUCGCAGCUGACAAAUAGCCUCGCCUUGGGUUUGAUAUUUGUGCCAAAAUUGUGGUAUCAGCACAAGCAGGUUCGUUCGCUUGCGUAUGAUCUAUCAAUGCGUUUACCUGUGGAUGCUUUCAAGGGUACGUCACACGAUGCCGGCCAGAGAUUGGGUGGCGGCUAUGCGGGACUGUGCCUGGGCGAUCCCGACAUCGGUGAGCUGACCAUAUCCGAAAUGACUCCCGAGGAUAUACGUGCCGAACUCAAAAGACUGUACACACAACUGGAGAUACUGAAGAAUAAGACGCUGCGUCAGGAUAAUCCGCACAUUAGUAAAAGACGCGGCGGUCGGAAGGCGGGUCAUCGUCGCUUCUCAUUGCAAAAAAAGGGCAGCAAAGAUAAGGCUUUAAGUGCCAAACAUCGCAGCAAUAAGCAUCAUCAGGAUAUCGAAAUAACCGAAGCGGAACCAUCUCGCACCCCCGAGGAUUCAGUCUGCAGUGCGGAGGGGCCGACAGAUACAUAUGCUGAAAUAUCGGGCAUAUCGCAUUCAAUGCUAUCCCAUUCCAUGGUCUCUCAUUCCGUUGUCUCGCACUCCAAGUAAAAACACAAACUGUACAUAAUAUAAUAUAACUCAA